AUGUUCUGGGGCAUCGGGAUUGGCUUCGUGUUGCUCUACCUCUGUGGCUAUGCCACGUACAAUUUAUUUAUGCACCCAUUGAGUGCAUACCCUGGCCCUCUCUUUAUGCGAGUUAGCAGGCUGGGUUAUUCUUACAAGUCAAUCAUGGGAACAUUGACGUUUGACAUGCUCGAGCUUCACGAGAGAUAUGGCGAUGUUGUUCGCAUCGCCCCAAACGAGCUCGCCUUUUCUCACCCUCAGGCCUGGAAAGACAUCAUGGGUCAUCAUCACGGGUCCCGUGUCGAAAUGGAAAAGUACGAUCACUUCUACCGACCUGUCUCAUUUGGACCUGUAGAUGUUGUCAGUGCGAACCGGGAAGAGCAUUCUCGCCUCCGCCGGUUGAUGUCUCAUGGUUUUAGCGAUCGAAGCAUGCAGGCCCAGCAGCCAAUCAUCAACCAAUACAUCGACUUGUUCAUCCAACGAAUACAUGAACACUGCUUUGGCAGUGAGAAACCAGUGGAUCUUGCGGCCUGGUUCAACUUUACGACAUUUGACAUUAUCGGUGACUUGGCGUUUGGCGAACCUUUUGGCUGUCUUAAGAAGUCCGACUACCAUCCAUGGGUGAAAACUAUAUUUGAAAUGGCCCGCGCUGGGACAGUCCUGCAGGCCACUAGCCACUGGUCGUCGUUGCAAAAGCUGAUGCUGAUGAUGGUCCCCAGAAGCAUGAUGGAUGAGCAUCGCAAACACGCUGAAAUGGCAAAAUUGAAACUAUCCAAGAGACUCGCAAGAGAGUCGGAGCGUUCGGACCUGGUGGAUGGUCUACUGAAAGAGGUCAAUGGAAAGAGUAUUACAUUGCAAGAAGUGCAAGCAAACGCGAGUGUCCUCGUCAUCGCCGGGUCGGAAACUACAGCCACACUGUUAUCGGGGGUGACAUUCCUUCUUCUAGUAAAUCCAGAUGCGCUGAAAACCUUGACGAACGAGGUAAGAGAUGCAUUUCAAGCAGAGGGAGAGAUUAGUCACGAGACAGUGACCAAGCUGCCUUACCUGAUGGCUUGCUUGAACGAGGCGCUGCGGCUCUAUCCUCCGGUGCCACUUGGUCUCCCUAGAGUUGUGCCCCAGGGUGGUGCCCUGAUAUGUGGUCGGCACGUUCCAGAAUCGUCCGUCGUUUCCAUACACCAGUACGCAAUUUAUCAUAGAGAGAAGUACUGGACAGAUCCCUUUGGAUUUCAUCCCGAGCGGUUCCUCGACGUAAAAGGCUUUGAGAAUGACGACCGCGCCACUUUCCAGCCUUUUCACCUUGGAUCUCGAGGCUGUUUGGGUCGAAAUCUUGCCUAUUUGGAGUCACGGCUCGUGCUGGCACGAUUACUUUGGAAUUUUGACCUUCGCAUCGCUGAACACAGCCGAGAAUGGCUGAAUCAACAAAAAGUCUUCAACUUGUGGAAUAAGGGUCCUCUAGAUGUGUUCUUGACGCCUGUUGGACGUUGA
This is a messenger RNA of Pestalotiopsis fici W106-1, 1464 nucleotides long. RefSeq lists its product as uncharacterized. The record is from RefSeq and is a predicted model, not a curated record. NCBI's taxonomy places the organism in Eukaryota, Fungi, Ascomycota, Sordariomycetes, Amphisphaeriales, Sporocadaceae. The transcript is spliced from 6 exons. The coding region runs from base 1 to 1464 and encodes 487 amino acids. Gene Ontology annotation, molecular function: monooxygenase activity; iron ion binding; heme binding.